This is a messenger RNA of Neopelma chrysocephalum (saffron-crested tyrant-manakin), 455 nucleotides long. It is a transcript of the gene CHCHD1, whose product is annotated as coiled-coil-helix-coiled-coil-helix domain containing 1. NCBI's taxonomy places the organism in Eukaryota, Metazoa, Chordata, Aves, Passeriformes, Pipridae. The transcript has 3 exons. Gene Ontology annotation, biological process: mitochondrial translation. Gene Ontology annotation, molecular function: RNA binding. The record is from RefSeq and is a predicted model, not a curated record. Gene Ontology annotation, cellular component: mitochondrion; nucleoplasm; mitochondrial ribosome. The coding region runs from base 14 to 385 and encodes 123 amino acids.
GGCCGUGCGGGACAUGGCGGGCCCCGCGUACCCUACUUGGGUCACCCGCUGGCUGAGCGGCCAGUGGCGCCAGAGGAAGCGGCCCCCGGCCAUCCGCCCGCCCCGCCCGCUGGCGCUCGCCGACAAGGUGGCGAACCGCAGGGAGCAGGGGGGAGAGGCGACGUGCAUUACAGAGAUGUCAGUAAUGAUGGCCUGCUGGAAGCAGAAUGACUUCAACGACGCCGCUUGUGCCGAGGAGAUACGGAUGUUCUAUGACUGUGUGGCAAAAGCAGAAAAACAGCACAUGAAUCAAAAUGAGGACUCUGUGUCAUCCAGGGGAAACUUACCUUCAAGCAAAGUGAACAAGCUCCUGAGGAGGUUUCCUCAGAUCAGACAUUAUCCAUAAUGUGCUUUACUAAAGGGACUGUGGACAAGCAAUUAAAGUUGGAGUCUUUGGCAAAAAAGAGAAAAGUCAA